Molecule: messenger RNA, 1360 nt
Organism: Planococcus citri (citrus mealybug)
Lineage: Eukaryota; Metazoa; Arthropoda; Insecta; Hemiptera; Pseudococcidae
Gene: Tsen34
Product: tRNA splicing endonuclease subunit 34
Exons: 5
Coding region: 180-1046 (288 amino acids)
Biological process (GO): tRNA splicing, via endonucleolytic cleavage and ligation; tRNA-type intron splice site recognition and cleavage
Cellular component (GO): tRNA-intron endonuclease complex
Molecular function (GO): nucleic acid binding; tRNA-intron lyase activity
Source: RefSeq, a predicted model, not a curated record
CACACCGGACGAAGCUCUUAUCAGAAUUUUCAAAAUUGAAAUUGAAAAUUUCAGAAGUGAGAAGUUUCAUAAUGAUUUAUUUAUUUUUUCAACGUUGGAUGUGAUGUGCUGCAUUGCGAAAGUGUAUCAAAAAUGAAUCGGCCUCAGAAUAAGGGAUUGCUUAACCUUUUGGCUUAAUUAUGAUCAACGUAUUCAUUUUCCCCGAUGAUAUCAAUGGAUACGUUUGGGAUAUUGAAGACUGGCUUAAAAUGAGAAUAGAUCACCGAAUUAUUGGAAAGUUGGUGGGGAAGUCAUCUCAGAAACAAGGAACAGAAUCUGGAUUACCGGUUCAAUUAUUUCCCGAAGAAAUUAGUUUAUUGAAGGAGAAAUCAUUUGCACGAGUUGUUCAUGGCCCAUUAUCAAGAAAUGAAUUGGACGAGAAAUUUGUUACAUGCGACACAGAAGAAAGGAAACUAUUUUCGGAUAACUUAAAAAAAUUGCACAUUGAGAGGAGAAAAAAAGAACUGGAGGAAAAAAUUGACUUCAUCAUUGAAGGUAAAAAACGGAAGAAUCCUCUUAUGCACGAUAUGAAUAAGGAGAAGAUAAUUGAGGAAGAGUUGGAAAAAACAAGAGUAUUGUGUGAGAAAAAUGCCAAUUUUAUAUUGACGGACGAAGACAUUUUGAUUGAUGAAUCGAAAUUAGUUGAUGCACAGUGGACCUACCCUAACUCUAAUAAGGAAAAAUUACGAUACGAAGUUUUCAAAGACCUGUGGGAAAGAAAUUUUAGAUUGACGUGCGGAGUCAACUUUGGCGGUGAUUUUUUAUGUUAUGAAGGUGAUCCAAUUGAAUUUCAUGCGUCGUACAUUGUAGCAUGUAGACCCAGUGACUCAAAAAUUAGUUGCAAAGAAUUAAUAUCGUAUGGACGUGUUGGUAAUUCAACUAGAAAAAUUGUUGUAAUUGCCUCGAAAAAUGUUCUUGAGAAUGAGAAUGAGAAUAGUGUGAUGUAUCAAUGUCUCGAAUGGAUAAGUGAUAAAGAUAAAGCAUUAGAAAAACUGACAAAAAAGUAAAAACGUCUACUGAGUGAGGAAUUGAAAUGUGCUGAGUAGGCUGAUGCAGUGAAAACACUGAAAACUGAAAACCCGUGCAGAGAAAAUGACUGUACUUACAAUCCUUAUGUAUGUAGCUGUGUGCAUCGUUGGUGCAUUUAUUGCGAAUUUAUAACACGAAUUUGCAAUUCUUUCAAGCAUCUCGGUGUUCAUCAUCGUAAUAUUUAUGUUUUAUUUGCUUGGAAGUGUGAUAGAAAAAUGUGUGGAUAAUGCAAUUUAAUUUUGUUAUUUGUUACUUUCAUUCAAUAAAUUUACGACUUCGAAUUAUUCGAAAA